Messenger RNA from Daucus carota subsp. sativus, 333 nucleotides. RefSeq lists its product as uncharacterized. The transcript has a single exon. NCBI's taxonomy places the organism in Eukaryota, Viridiplantae, Streptophyta, Magnoliopsida, Apiales, Apiaceae. Bases 1 to 333 code for a protein of 110 amino acids. The record is from RefSeq and is a predicted model, not a curated record.
AUGUCUUCUGCACUAUCACUCCGUAGCAUUCUUGAUGCUAACAAGUUGACUGGUCCCAAUUUUGCUGAUUGGCUUCGUAACUUGAGAAUUGUUCUCAAGUCUGAGAAGUUGGACCAUGUGAUUAACUCACCACUGCCUAAGGCCCCUGUUGAUGAUGCACCUUAUGAUGAGCAUCAAGCUCAUCGCUCGUGGAUGGAUGAGGCAAAUGUUGCCCAGUGUAUUAUGUUGGCCUCCAUGAACUCUGAGCUUCAGAAGCAACAUGAGUACAUGGAUGCUUACACUAUACUGAUUCAUCUACAAGAGUUGUAUCAUGUUGAGGGGAGGACAGCUUGA